Molecule: messenger RNA, 1058 nt
Organism: Durusdinium trenchii
Lineage: Eukaryota; Dinophyceae; Suessiales; Symbiodiniaceae
Source: the annotation of a GenBank genome assembly
AGGGCUUGAUGCUGGGGAACGUCUUGGCGCGCCUGUUGAGAGGCUUUGUGGACAGCUGUGCUGUCGAGGACCUGGUCCUGCAUUCUGCGAUCACCUUCAUUUGGACCUUCGGUGGACUUUUCGUGUCCUUCAACUCCCGAACCUUCAGCACGGUCGGCUUGCUCGCCGCCGCCUUUGGCGCGAGUACCCUACUGCAGGUGCCUUGCAGUCGCCAUAAUGUGAUCCACAAGCGGGACACCUUCGAUGGCCUCAUGAUGAAUUGCGUGGCGGUGCUCAUCACCAUGAUCGCCGACUCGCUCUUCCACUCGGACCGCGCCUCCGACUUGGCCUUCCGGAAGCUGGACCAGUGCUGGCAAGAGAUUUUUAUCUCUUACAAGAGCCUUCUAGAUCCCAAGACCACCGAGGUGGUCUUCCGCUGCAGCACCGCGCGCAAGUUGCUUCGUGAGGCGCAGUUCAUGGGCGGCGAAGCGGCCCUCGAGCCGCGCUUCUGGCGCAUCCCGUGGCAACACAAUCUCUUCAACCAGGUGUGCCUCUUCACCGACUACCUCGUCAUCGCCCUGGCCGCCGUGGAGUCCGCUGCAGCGGAGCACGGCCGCUCCCAGGAUCCCAAAUUCCCCACCUUCGUGAAACUGUCGGAGACCGCUAGCAAUCGACAAACCUUUUGCAUGUUUGGCGACGAAAAAUCGGUGAUCCUUCUGUUGAAGUUCGCAGCGGUGAAGAAUCUACUGAAGAUCUUCAUCCAUGAGACGGUCCAGCCCUUCGAAGGCUUUACGGACAAAGAUAGCACGCAUCAGUACUUCUCCGAGCAAAAAGCCGUGGAGGAGGAAUUCAUCCGGGAAACUGUUCCUUUGUUCUUCGGAUUGGAGGACGAUGAGCCCGAGCUAAGCAUGUCCAACGACGAGAUGGCCCACCUCUCGGUCGUGUUCGCAGGCUUUCACCGUACAACGCAGCUUCUAAGAAGCGUGCAGCAUACGAUCCUCUCGAGCCAUUGGGAGGCCUAGGCACCGCAGACCGCGGACCGCUCCCUGCGGAGAAAAGGGCACUGCCGAGAGAUGGAC